UGAAAGUAAUUAAAGCCCUUAUGGCCACUUAAUACGUUACGACUAACGAAAGUUCUGCAUUCAGCGAAAGUGAUUCCCAAAAUCGUAAAAUUCAUAUUAUUGUUAACCCAGUCACGCGGUUGUUUCAAGUUGAAAGAGUUGCGUGACUACCGUUAACCCACACUAAAUAGUGCAACUUUGGCACGCAGAAAAAUUAAGAGCCCUGCGGAACAGAUUUACACAUGACAAUAGGAUCUUGGACAGAAAUAAUUCAUUGCCUCCCAAUCAAAGCUAUCCUAUUCUAUGUUUAUAUGUAUUCUGUCAUCCUAUUCAACCGUUCCUCUUGCUAAGUAUAAGAUGCGCGCUCACUGCACGGACUUUGAUCGGACGGAUGCACAAAGUACCUUAUCAGUGCCUCUCAAAGGCAGAUCCCAUUCGGUCGGGCAUGAAUAAAUGAUCGCUGUUGGCGAGGGCGACAGACACAGAAACAGAGGGGAUGGAAGCAGUCGCGCCUCGGACUUUAAAUACACAAGUCGUGAUGAAUUUGUGGGCGUCGUGAGCAGAUAAUGUGUCUAUAUAGGGGCGCAGCCAUUUCAGUUUCAGUGUGGGUAACCGCCGAGAUCUUUGUGAUGAGAUUGAUAAUUUGGCCCGCUCUGCUUCUGUUUGUUGGACGCCUUUGCUUUUCACGAGGCACUACGUCAGGAAAUAGGAAUUCGUUAAGAAAAAUUUAAGCAGCCUUCAUUUCCCCAAUCAACUCUCCCCACAUCGGUCAUGACAGAACAGCUGGGUUUAUUGUUUUGGAUACUACUGUGUGAUUGGUUUAAGAGGCCGCUUCUUCAGUUCAUUCAAGCGCUCCUGGAACACGCUCUAUGGUGCGUCCCAAGCCGAAAAUGAUCCGCGCCGCCGGGAUAGUGGACGACCCGGGUCGGGUGGCACCGCUGCCCUACCUCAACUUCCUCCGCUACCUGAAGCGGAACGUCUUUCGCCGCUCCGAUCUGCGCCACUUACUCCAGGUGGGCCUCGUCCAUUGGAACGCGCUGAGCGAUGCCAAGAAAAGGUUGUUCGAGCCAGAACGCAUUUUGGCCCGUGUGGCUCGCAUACGAAGGACUACUCGGCGGCGCAGAUUGCUGCGCCGUAAUCAGCAUGGCCAAAAAGGACGGACUGCAGUGCGACGCCCGAUCUACGAUAAGCGUCCUCCGCCUAGUCGCCGCAGACCCAAGUAAAGGCUGUCCCGUUGGACCUGAACACCUAGAAGUUGUUACGUUCGUUCACCUGAAGCUUAGCCAGGGCACACUUUCAAAUACGUCAAAGGCCCAAUACCUUUCUUUGCUUUACAGUCCACAUUUCUAUCUUUCCCUUUGCGGUGGUUCUGUGACCCAGUGGCAGCGACGUGCUCUACUACUAAUAAGCUGGUCACAUGAGCCGCCGUCUAGCGUGGAGAGGUCGACAAAGAAUCCUACUUAACCUCUAGUAACCAACUUGCCUCGACAGAUUGUCUUGCGUAAUCAAGACUCGGUCGCGUGGGUUGCUGGAGACAUGCAAACCAAUACCCUGAAAUCACUUUCACUUUUUCCACUGCCUUUGGACUCUUUCGCAUUUCGCCCGCUGAAGAGGAGGCACAGUCCGCAAGUACUUCCGGUUGUCUCUG
This is a messenger RNA of Drosophila takahashii, 1627 nucleotides long. It is a transcript of the gene ddbt, whose product is annotated as deadbeat. The record is from RefSeq and is a predicted model, not a curated record. Lineage: Eukaryota; Metazoa; Arthropoda; Insecta; Diptera; Drosophilidae.